This is a messenger RNA of Syngnathus acus (greater pipefish), 14909 nucleotides long. RefSeq names its product low density lipoprotein receptor-related protein 2a (gene lrp2a). The coding region runs from base 73 to 14121 and encodes 4682 amino acids. The transcript is spliced from 81 exons. The record is from RefSeq and is a predicted model, not a curated record. Gene Ontology annotation, molecular function: protein binding; calcium ion binding. Lineage: Eukaryota; Metazoa; Chordata; Actinopteri; Syngnathiformes; Syngnathidae.
UCCCAGACCGCCCCCCCCUCCAGUUCCUGCAGCUCCUCCAUCUACAGAGCGGAGCUGGACGCACCAGCCAGAAUGUGGAGAGCGGUGCCACUCCAACUCUUUCUCCUCUUAUUCUGCUGGUUGUGCCAAUCACAAGGAUGUGAACUGGGGCAGUUCCGCUGCGGGACGGGCCGAUGCAUCCCAUGGGAUUGGCACUGCGAUGGGACUUCAGACUGCACGGAUGACUCUGAUGAACAAGAAUGCCCUCAGAUAACUUGCGAUGACAGUCACUUCCAGUGUUUGAGUGACGGCGAGUGUAUCCCCGGUGUGUGGGUGUGCGAUGAUGAAGAGGACUGUGAAGAUGGGUCGGACGAGAGACUAAACUGUCCUGGGAGAACCUGCUCCAGUGGACAGUUCAGCUGUAGCAACGGGCCGUGCGUUCCGACCGAGUACCGAUGCGACCACCUAUCUGACUGCACCGACGGCUCUGAUGAGAGAAACUGCGAUUACCCAGAGUGCACAGAGCUUCGAUGUGCUAAUGGUGCCUGCUACAACCGGACGCAAAGAUGCGAUCACAUACUUGACUGUCGAGAUGGCUCGGAUGAGGCAAAUUGCACACAGCACUGCAGUGGAGGCCUGUAUCCAUGUCAUAACGGGAUGUGCAUUCCUCAACGUUAUAUCUGCGACCACGACGACGACUGUGGGGAUCGAAGUGACGAACUCAAUUGCACAUAUCCUUCAUGCAGGGGCAAUUACUUUACCUGCCCCAGCGGUCGCUGUAUUCAUCAAGUGUGGCUUUGCGAUGGAGAAGAUGAUUGUGAAGACAAUGCCGAUGAAAAAGGCUGCGAACAUGCAGUGCACGAGUGUUACCCAGGAGAGUGGCCAUGUCCAUCUACUGGUGUGUGCAUCUCCAUGAAUCAGCUAUGUGACGGGACGCCUCACUGCUCUGAAGGAGAGGACGAAAGCAACACCACUACUGGACGCAACUGCAGUGUCUGGAGAUGUUCUUCUCUGAGUUGUGAGCAUCGCUGUCAUCCUUCUCCGGAUGGAGGAACUUGUUCCUGUCCUUCCGGCUACACCGUCAGCAGCAAUGACAGUCGCUCGUGUAUAGACUUUGACGACUGCUCAAUGUGGGGCGCGUGCGACCAGCUCUGCGAGGACCGCGUUGGUUCUCAUCGCUGCAGCUGCAGAGAGGGCUACAUCCUGGAACAGCACAGACACUGUCGAGCCGACACCUCGUCCGGAGUCCCUUCCUUGGUGUUUUCCAAUGGCAGAGACCUACUAAUAGGUAACAUCCAUGGCAACAGUCUUCGCACUUUGGUACAAUCGCAGAACAGAGGAGUCGCAGCGGGAGUGGACUUUCAUUUUGAGCGCCGUACGAUCUUCUGGACUGACACCAUUCAGAAUAAGGUGUUUUCUGUGAACAUGGACGGGUCCAAUUUGCAGGUGGUUUUAAAUGUAUCAGUUGACUACCCCGAGAACCUGGCUGUGGAUUGGGUGAACAAUAAACUAUAUGUGGUGGAGGCCAGUGUCAACAGGAUCGACAUGGUGGACCUGGAUGGAAGUAACCGGGUCACGCUCAUCACCGAGAACUUGGGUAACCCUAGAGGACUGGCGGUGGACCCCACUGUCGGCUAUAUGUUCUUCUCUGAUUGGGAAGCUAUCAACGGACAACCUGGUCUUGAACGAGCCUACAUGGAUGGAAGCAACCGUUACGGGAUCAUCAAGAGUAAACUCGGCUGGCCAGCUGGCAUCACGCUCGACAUCGAGGCCAAGCGCAUUUACUGGGUCGACAGUCGCUAUGACUACAUCGAAACGGCAACCUACGAUGGUCUUCAUCGAAAAACUGUCGUCCACGGAGGUGCUGUGGUACCGCACCCGUUUGGGAUCAGCCUAUUUGAGCAAUACGUGUAUUUUACCGACUGGACAAAAAUGGCAGUCAUUAAAGCCAACAAGUUCACAGACACAAGCCCUCAGGUGGUCUACGCUACAUCCCAGACGCCACAUGGAGUGGCAGUCAUACAUCAUCUCAAACAGCCAAACGUGGCGAAUCCUUGCAGGACAAACAACGGCGGGUGUGAUCAAAUCUGCGUUUUGAGUCACAGGAGCGACAACGGAGGCUUAGGCUACCGAUGCAAGUGUCGCAUAGGCUUCGAUUUACACACCGAUGGCAAGAAAUGUCAGGCCGUGAGGCAGUUUCUGCUUUUCAGCAGUCAGAUGGCCGUGCGAGGGAUACCGUUCAAUCUCUCCUCUCAGGAAGAUAUCAUCCUUCCCAUCACCGGAUUACCAUCCUACUUUGUCGGCGUGGACUUCAGUGCCGAGGAUGACGCUAUCUUCUUCUCAGACACGGCUAAAGAUAUGAUCUACAAACAGAAAGUGGAUGGGACCGGCAGGGAGGUUCUGGCUGCCAACAGAGUGGACAGCGUGGAGGACCUGGCUUACGACUGGAUUUCGAAAAAUCUCUACUGGACUGACCCGCGAUACAGGAGCAUAUCUGUCAUGAAGGUCACCGAUAAGUCCAGACGGGCUAUCAUACAGAACCUGAACAACCCCAGGGCAAUCGUAGUCCAUCCUCUUGUCGGAUAUAUUUUUUGGACCGACUGGUACCGGCCAGCAAAGAUUAUGAGAGCUUGGGGCGAUGGCUCACAUGCCCUGUCUAUUGUAAACACCACUCUUGGCUGGCCUAACGGUCUCGCUAUUGACUGGAGCGCGAUGCGUUUGUAUUGGGUCGAUGCCUUCUUUGACAAAAUUGAGCACAGCAAUUUUGAUGGACAUAACAGGCUUGCUCUGGACCGUGUCAGUCAGAUGUCCCAUCCCUUUGGCCUCACCAUCUUUGAAGGUUAUGCGUAUUUCACCGACUGGCGCCUGGGUAGAAUUGUCCGCGUCCGCAAGACCGACGGUGGAGAGAUGGUGGUUAUCCGAAGAGGGAUCAGCCACAUCAUGCAUGUCAAAUCUUUCAACUCCAACUCUCAGAUAGGUUCCAACCCGUGCAACCGGCCGGCAAAUCCAAAUGGGGACUGUAGCCACUUUUGCUUCCCGGCCCCGGACUCCCACAGGGUGUGUGGCUGUCCGUACGGCAUGAAGUUGUCCCCCAACCAGCAGACGUGUGUGGAGGACCCUUCCAGCGAGCCCCCAACGCUGCAGUGCGGCGCCAACUCCUUCUCCUGCGGCAACGGCAAAUGCGUCCCAAAGAACUACCGAUGCGACGGCGUUGACGACUGCCAUGACAACAGCGACGAGGCCCACUGUGGCGUCAACAACGUCACGUGCUCCCCCUCUGCGUUCACCUGCGCCAACCAGCGAUGCGUGGCGGCUGCGUGGCGCUGCGAUGGCCACAACGACUGUCUGGAUGGCAGCGACGAGUCCGAUUGCCCGACGCGUGUGGCCGGAACCUGCGCGGCCAAUCAGUUCACCUGUGCCAACCACCGUUGCGUCCCGCUCACCUGGCGCUGUGACACUGACAACGACUGCGGUGAUGGUUCAGAUGAAGCAGACUGCCAUCAGAGUAGCACAUGCCAUUCAGACCAAUUUCAGUGUCCAGACCAUCGCUGCAUAGCGCCCAGUUACGUCUGUGAUGGCGAUCGGGAUUGUGUGGAUGGAGCAGAUGAGCAAGGAUGCAUCUACAACUGUACUGUGAACGAGUUCAAGUGCUCCAGCGGUCACCAGUGCAUCAACUCCUUCUACCGAUGUGACGGAGUCUUUGACUGCACCGAUCGCUCAGAUGAGCAAAGCUGUCCGACAAGGCCUCCCGGGAUGUGCCAUCACGAAAGCGAGUUCCAGUGCCAGUCAGAUGGCAGCUGCGUCCCGUCCACAUGGGAGUGCGACGGUCACUCGGAUUGCGAGGACGGCAGCGACGAACACCACGCCUGCCCGCCUCGCACCUGCCCGUCCUUGCUCUUCCGCUGUGACAACGGCAACUGCGUGCUGCGCAGCUGGCUGUGCGACGGCGACAACGACUGCAGGGACAUGAGCGACGAGCGCGACUGCCCCGCCCCGCCUUUCCGGUGCCCGAGCUGGCAGUGGCAGUGCCCCGGCUACAGCAUGUGCAUCAACCUCACGGCGGUUUGCGACAACUCUCCCGACUGCCCUAACGAUGCAGACGAGUCUCCGCUCUGCAACGAGCCUUUGCCAGAUCAGGAGAGCUGCUCUGACAACAAUGCCGGAUGCACCCACGGCUGCAUCCAAGGGCCCUUCGGGGCCCAGUGCACGUGUCCUGUGGGCUAUCAACUCACUAAUGACUCCAAAACCUGUGAGGACAUAGACGAAUGUCAUCCUCCCGGCCUAUGUAGCCAACAUUGCUUUAACGAAAGAGGCUCUUUCCGCUGCCACUGCCACGACGGUUACACUCUCGAAGAGGACCAGCGAACCUGCAAGGCCUCAGAUUCCCGUCAAGCCUUCUUGUUGGUAGCCAGUCGAAAUCAUAUCGUGCAAGAUGACAUCACCGCUCGGCCCAACGUGGUGCACUCGCUGAUCCGGGACGGACGCAACAUCGUGGCCCUUGACUUCGACUCGGUCAAUGAGCGAGUGUACUGGUCCGACACAAGCCAGGACAGGAUCUGGAGCGCUCAUAAAAACGGCAGCGAUCGAACCGUGAUAUUUGACAGUGGGGUGACUGUGACAGAGAGCCUUGUUGUGGAUUGGGUGGGCAGGAACCUCUACUGGAGUGACUACGUUCUGGAGACAAUUGAGGUUUCCAGAUUAGAUGGUAGUCACCGGACCGUGUUGGUCAGCGAGAACAUCACCAACCCCAGAGGCCUGGUGCUGGACCCAAGAGACAGUGCCCACCUGAUGUUUUGGACGGACUGGGGGAGGAACCCCCGUAUUGAGCGGGCCAGCAUGGAUGGCAAACUGAGAACCGUUAUCAUAAGCAACAAACUGUACUGGCCCAACGGUCUUACCAUCGAUUAUCCCAACAAUUUGUUGUACUUUGCUGACGCCUAUUUGGAUUUCAUAGACUACUGCGAUUAUAAUGGCAAGAAUAGAAAACAAGUCCUGGCCAGUGACCUGGUUCUUCAACAUCCCCACGCAAUUACCAUUUUUGAGGAUUUUGUGUAUUGGACCGACAGAUACAUCAAUCGCGUGAUGCGAGCCCAUAAGUGGCAUGGGGAGAACCAGACAGUGAUGCUGUUCAACCUUCCUCAGCCCAUGGGUCUUGUGGCAGUGCACCCGGCCCGACAGCCGGCAGGUAGCAAUUACUGCUCCCAGAACACCUGCAGUCAUAUUUGCUUGCUGUCGGCCAUUGGACCACGGUUCUACUCAUGUGCGUGCCCCUCAGGGUGGGCCCUGGCAGCCGACCAAGUCACGUGUACCAAAAUUGAGGAUCCUUUCUUGGUGGUGGUGAGAGACAGCAUCAUUUACGGCAUUUCCUUGAAUCCAAACGACAUGAGCAAUGGAGCAAUGGUGCCCGUGGCUGGGCUUCAGAAUGGCUACGACGUAGACUUUGAUGACCGUGAACAGACUCUUUACUGGGUCGAGCACCCCGGUGAAAUCCACAGAGUCAAGUCAGACGGUACCAACAGGACAGAGUUUGCCCCCGCGGCUCUUUUAGGAUCUCCUGUGGGCCUGGCCCUGGACUGGAUCACAGAAAACCUCUACUACACCAAUCCGUCAACACAGUCGAUUGAGGUUUUGAAGCUGAGAGGGGAGUUCCAGUACAGAAAAACUCUCAUCACAAAUAACGGCUCACCAAAUGGUGCCGGUAGUCCUGUUGGCAUUGCUGUGGACCCGGCACGUGGCAAACUGUACUGGACCGAUCAAGGGACGGAGAGCGGCAUCCCCGCCAAGGUGGCAUCUGCAGACAUGGAUGGUUUGAACCCUGUCAUUCUGUUCACCAAUAACCUGGACCACAUUGAGUUCCUCAGUGUGGACAUUCAAGAGAACAAGCUGUACUGGGCUGUCACAAGCAGCGGCAUGAUUGAACGUGGAGAUCCAGAUGGGACCAACCGCAUCACCGUGGUGUCAGGUCUGGCUCACCCCUGCGGUGUGGCCGUCUAUCAGAACUUCCUUUACUUCACCGACCGUGACUUUGAGGUCAUAGAGCGCGUAGACAAGACAACAGGCUCCAACAGGGUUGUGCUACGGGAUAAUGUGUCUGGACUCAGAGUUCUGAAAGUUCAUUUCCGAGACUCCUCUGCAGGCACAACCAACGGCUGUACCAACAACACGAUUGCGUGCGAGCAUUUAUGCUUGCCUCGACCGCAGGGUCUCUUCACGUGUGCCUGCGCCACGGGCUUUCAACUCAACGCCGACAACGUGACCUGCGCCCCUUACGAGUCUUACGUUGUCAUCUCCACGCUGUCCGCUAUCAAAGGCUUCAGUCUCGAAGGGGUGGACCAUGCUGAAGCUAUGGUGCCAGUGGCAGGGCGAGGUCGUAAUGCUUUACAUGUGGACGUGCACAUGGCAUCUGGUUACAUCUACUGGUGUGACUUCAGCAGCACGGUUACAGCACAAAACGGGGUCAGAAGAAUCAAGACGGAUGGCUCGGGAUUACACAGCGUCGUGAGCAGUGGCAUAGGACGCAAUGGCAUACGAGGAAUAGCGGUGGACUGGGCCGCAGGAAACCUUUAUUUCACCAACGCCUUCCUGACGGAGACAUACGUUGAAGUUCUUCGCCUGAAUACUACUUUCCGAAGGGUACUGUUAAAAACCCAGACGGACAUGCCGCGCCACAUCGUGGUAGACCCUCGGAAUAGAUACUUAUUCUGGGCCGACUACGGCCAGAACCCCAAAAUCGAGCGAGCGCUUUUGGAUGCAAGCAACCGCACGAUUUUAGUAUCAUCUGGAAUCGUCACCCCACGAGGUCUCGCUCUGGACCAAGAAACUGGAUACGUCUACUGGGUUGAUGACUCUCUGGAUAUGAUUGCCCGAGUCAGCCCCCAAGGAGGGGAGACGGAGGUCGUGCGCUACGGCAGUCGCUACCCAACUCCUUACGGAAUCACCGUGUUUCAAGGGACUAUCAUUUGGGUGGACAGAAACCUCAAGAAGGUUUUCCAAGCAAGCAAGGAACCCGGCAGCGCUGAGCAACCUGCUGUCUUAAGAGACAACAUAAACAUGUUGAGAGAUGUUACUAUUUUUGACCGGCGCAUGCAGCCGUCCACAGCCCAAGAGCUUCGCAAUAACCCCUGUGUGGAGGCCAACGGAGGCUGCACCCACUUCUGCUUUGCCUUGCCAACCGCCGACUUUGGCAACGCAUCCAGGAAAUGCGCUUGUGCCUUUGGGAAUCUCGCGGGUGACGAUGAGAGCUGUGUGGUGUCAAAGGAUGAUUAUCUCAUCUACACCACGGAGAGCACGGUGCGCAGCCUACGUCUCGAUCCAGAAGACCACGCCGUGCCCUUCCCAGUGGUCAAUGUGCCACGUACUUCGGUGGCGCUGGAUUUUGACCUCACCGACCAAAGGGUCUACUUCACUCAGAGUUCGGGCGCAGGAGCUAGCAAGAUCAGCUACAUCAGUUUGUCUUCUCCCACUUCAACUCCAGUGGUGGUUGCUUCAGAUCUUGGGGCUCCUGACGGCAUCGCGUACGACUGGAUAAAUCGACGGAUUUACUACAGCGACUAUGCUAACCAAAGCAUCAGCUCAAUGUCUGUGAAUGGAUCUCAGAGGACGAUUAUCGCACACGUGUCCAGGCCCAGGGCCAUCAUGUUGGACCCCUGCCGGGGAUACAUGUAUUGGACGGACUGGGGAACCCAUGCGAAGAUCGAGCGUGCUACCUUAGGUGGGAAUUUCCGAAAGGAGAUCAUCAACAGCAGUCUGGUGUGGCCCAAUGGACUGAGCUUAGACUAUGAAGAGGAAAGGCUGUAUUGGGCUGACGCCAGCUUACAGAAAAUCGAGCGAUCUUCUCUAACCGGAGCAAAUCGGGAGGUCAUUGUCAGCACGGCCAUCUACCCGUUCGCCUUGGCGAUGUUUGACCAGUUCAUUUACUGGACUGACUGGAACACACGGAGCAUCUACCGGGCCAACAAACACGACGGCUCCGACCAGACGGUAAUGAUUCAGAACCUUCCGUCUCGGCCCAUGGACAUCCAUGUUUUGGCCAGCGGGAAGCAGCAGCAGUGUGUCAGUCCUUGCGAGCAGUUUAACGGAGGCUGCAGUCAUAUCUGCACACCAGGGCCCAAUGGAGCUGAGUGUCACUGUCCAUUAGAGGGGCACUGGUACCUGGCUGACAAUAAGCACUGCAUCCCUGAUAACAGGACUCGGUGCCAGCCGGGUCAGUUUACUUGUCUGAAUGGCCGCUGCAUUCGUGCCCAGUGGAAGUGUGACAAUGACAAUGAUUGCGGAGAUGGCAGCGAUGAGCUGGAGAGAGUCUGUGGAAUCAAGACUGAUUUCAACUAUGUAGUCCCUCAGUUCCUGUCAUCAUUCAUAGCCUUGUCAGCCUUCCACACAUGCGACUCCACCGUGUUCACGUGCGGCAACGGGCGAUGCGUGCCUUACCACUACCGCUGCGACCACUACGACGACUGCGGCGACAACAGCGACGAAGUGGGCUGUCUGUUCAGGCGCUGCGACCCCAGCGCAGAGUUCACCUGCAACAAUGGCCGAUGUAUUUCCAAGGAGCACGUUUGCAACGGCAUCAAUAACUGCUACGACAACGGCACCUCAGAUGAGCAAGAUUGCCCUGAGAGAACAUGCCAGCCGGAACACACCAAGUGUCAGUCGACCAACAUUUGCAUCCCGCGCUCGUACCUGUGCGACGGAGACGACGACUGCGGAGAUAUGAGCGACGAGAGUCCGACGCAUUGCGCUACAUCCACAUGUACCCAGAGCGAGUUCCGUUGCUCCAGCGGUCGUUGCAUCCCCGCCCACUGGUACUGUGACGGAGGGGCCGAUUGUGCCAACGGCUCUGAUGAACCCCUCUCCUGCACCACAUCAGCCAGGACGUGCAAUGCAGAUCAGUUCCGGUGCGAUGAUGGCAGAUGCAUCGCCACCUCCUGGAUUUGUGAUGGCGACAACGACUGUGGUGACAUGAGCGAUGAAGACCAGCGGCACAAUUGUGCCAACCGUGCCUGUUCCAGCGCAGAGUUCACUUGCGCCAACAACCAACCGCCUCAGCGCAAGUGCAUUCCUCAAGACUGGCUAUGUGAUGGAGACGCCGACUGCGCGGACGCGCUGGACGAGCAUCAGAAUUGUUCGCGGAGAUCCUGUGGAGUCAACGAGUUCACCUGCAGCAACGGCCUCUGCAUACGUAGCUCCUACAGGUGUGACAGGCGAAACGAUUGUGGUGACAGCAGCGACGAACAGGGCUGCGCCUACCAGCCGUGCCAGCAAAACCAAUUCACCUGCCAGAACGGCCGAUGCGUGUCGCAUGACUUUGUCUGCGACGGGGACAACGAUUGCGGAGACGAGUCCGACGAACUGGAGCACGUGUGCCACGCCCCUCCGCUCACUUGCCCCCCGGGAGAGUUCACGUGUGACAACGGACACUGUAUCCCCUUGAGCCAGGUGUGUAACCGGGACGACAACUGCUCCGACAACAGUGACGAGAAAGGAUGCGGUAUCAACGAGUGCACAGAUCCAUCGAUCCAUCGCUGCGACCACAAUUGUUCAAACACAGCCACCAGCUUCAUCUGCACAUGUCGCCCGGGCUACCGCCUCAUGUCCGACGGGACGACGUGCGACGAUGUCAACGAGUGCGUGGAGACGCCCAGCGUGUGCAGCCAAGUGUGCGAGAACACGGUGGGCUCGUACGUCUGCAAGUGCGCCCCGGGCUUCCUCCGAGAGCCGGACGGGCGCAGGUGUCGCCAAAACAGCAACAUCUCGCCUCACCUCAUCUUCAGCAACCGCUACUACCUCAGGAACCUGUCCACAGAUGGGCGGGCUUACUCGCUAAUCCUGCAGGGCCUGACCAGUGUUGUGGCCAUGGACUUUGACCGCGUGGACAAGCGCUUGUAUUGGAUCGACGUGAGCCGCAGGGUGAUUGAAAGGAUGUCCUACAAUGGCAGCAACAGAGAAGUGGUAGUCAACGGAAUUGUGCACGGCGAGGGCCUUGCCAUCGACUGGAUCGCCAGGAAGCUCUACUGGGUGGACAGUUUCAUGGAUUGCCUUUUAGUGUCAGAACUGGACGGACGAUUUGUGAAAAAACUGGCUGAGCACUGCGUCGAUGCUAAUAACACUUAUUGCUUUGAGAACCCCCGAGCCAUCGUGUUGCAUCCCAAACAAGGUUAUGUUUACUGGAGCGACUGGGGUGACAAAGCCUUCAUAGGCCGAGUUGGAAUGGACGGAACCAACAAAGUAGCGAUCAUCACCGCAAAGAUAGAGUGGCCCAAUGGGCUCACCAUAGACUACACCAAUGACAAGCUCUACUGGUCCGACGCACAUUUGAACUACAUCGAGUAUUCGGAUUUGGAUGGCCACCACAGACACACGGUGUACAACGGGAUUUUGCCUCAUCCCUUUGCCCUGACCGUGUUCGAGGACACCGUCUAUUGGACGGACUGGAACACACGAACGGUGGAAAAAGGAAACAAAUAUGACGGCUCUGGUCGCCAGGUUCUGGUCAACACCACACACAGACCGUUUGAUAUUCACGUGUGCCAUCCUUACAGGCAGCCCAUUGUAAACAAUCCUUGUGCGGUGAACAAUGGAGGUUGCACUCACCUGUGCCUCAUCCGUCACGGGGGGCGGGAACACACUUGCGAGUGUCCCGAUCACUUCCUGGCAAUGCAAAUCGGAGGAGUGACCAGAUGCCUUCCCAUGUGUACCAGCACCCAGUACAGAUGCGCCAACAAUGAACGUUGUAUUCCGAUCUGGUGGAAGUGUGACGGUCAGAAAGACUGCAGGGACGGCUCGGACGAACCCUCUACAUGCCCCUCGCGCCACUGCAGGCUGGGCCACUUUCAGUGCAACGACGGCAACUGCACCACUCCGCACUCGUUAUGCAACGGCAAGCGGGACUGCCACGACGGCUCCGACGAAGACGCCGUUUUGUGCGCGACACACCAAUGCGAACCUCACCAGUGGCAGUGCGCAAACAAGCAGUGUAUCCCUGAGUCGUGGCAGUGCGACGGCGAGGACGACUGCGGCGACCGCUCCGACGAAGACCCCUCCCACUGUUCCACCAGGACGUGCCGUCCCGGGCAGUUCAAAUGCCGCAAUGGACGCUGCAUCCCCCCAAAAUGGAAAUGUGACACCGACGAUGACUGCGGGGACAACUCGGACGAGCCUCUGGAGGAGUGCAUGGGGCCAGCGUACCGCUGUGACAACCACACCGAGUUUGACUGCAAGACCAACUACCGAUGUGUGCCGCUCUGGUCUGUCUGCAACGGCCACGACGACUGCAGAGACAACAGCGACGAGCAGGGCUGCGAGGAGGUGGCCUGCGACGCCAGCGGAGACUUUCAGUGCGGCAACCAUCGUUGCAUCCCGCUAAGGUGGCGCUGUGACGGCGAUGACGACUGCGGGGACAAUUCCGAUGAGCGCAGCUGUACACCACGCGCGUGCACCGAGAGCGAGUUUCGCUGCAACAAUCUGCACUGCAUUCCCGACCGUUGGGUCUGUGACCAUGACAACGACUGUGAAGACAACUCGGAUGAAAGAGACUGUGAGCUUCGGACAUGCCACCCUGGCUACUUCCAGUGCGGGAGCGGGCAUUGCAUCGCCGACCGCUUCAAAUGUGACGGCAACGCAGACUGCGUGGAUUACACGGACGAGUCGUCAUGCGCACCACGCUUCCCAAACGGCACCUACUGCCCCCACUUCCUGUUUGAGUGCAAGAACCACGUCUGCGUGCAGCCUCACUGGAAGUGCGACGGAGACGACGACUGCGGGGACAAUUCCGACGAGGAGCUUCACCUCUGCUUGACAGUCCAAUGUGAGACGCCGUUCCGUUUCCGUUGCGACAACAACCGUUGCAUCUACAGCCACGAGCUGUGCAACUCUGCGGACGACUGUGGCGACGGCUCGGAUGAGAGACGAGAAAACUGCCAAAGCCCCACUCACGGCCCUUGCGCUGACGAGGAGUACAAAUGCAGUAAUCGACAAUGCAUUCCUCUUCAGUACGCCUGCGAUGAUUAUGACGACUGCGGGGACCAGUCGGAUGAACUCGGCUGCCACCAGCAAAGCACUCAUUCUUGCAGUGCCCAAAUGUGUGAACACAACUGCACCGACUUGACGGACGGAGGCUUCUUGUGCUCCUGCAUGGCAGGUUACCGAGCCAGAAGCGACGAACGACACACCUGUGAAGAUAUCGACGAGUGUGAGGUGUACGGGAUUUGCCCCCAAGAGUGCAAGAACACAAAGGGAAGCUAUGAGUGUUUCUGCGCUGAGGGCUUUGUCUCCUUUAGCGAACCACAUGGGACCCAGUGUGCCGCCCAAGGAAACCCACCAGUGCUUCUCCUGCCGGAUAACGUCCGUAUCCGACGCUUCAAUCUUUCAUCUGAGCAGUAUUCCGACUAUGUGGACAAUGCUGAACACAUCCAAGCUCUGGACUACUUGUGGGAUCCAGAAAAACAAGGCCUAAGCAUCGUGUACUGGACAGUUGUGGGUCGAGGAUCCGAGUUCGGCUCCAUCAAACGUGCUUAUAUGACCACCUUCAAUGAUCACGGCAACAACCCAGUCAGAGACGUGGACCUCAAUCUGAAAUAUGUUGCUAAUCCCGACGGCAUCGCUGUCGACUGGGUUGGCGGGCACAUAUACUGGACUGACGCUGGCACCAAUCGUAUUGAAGUGGCCAAACUGGACGGGCGUUACAGGAAGUGGUUGGUCCACACUGACCUCGACCAGCCCGCUGCCAUCGUUGUCAAUCCAGCACUCGGAACAAUGUACUGGACCGACUGGGGUAGGAAACCCAAAAUCGAGUCGGCGUGGAUGGAUGGCCAAAGUAGGCAGGUGCUGGUCGCUGAAGAUUUGGGCUGGCCUACCGGGCUGGCUCUGGACUAUCUGAAUGCACACAGGAUCUACUGGUGUGACUCCAAAGAAAACAUCAUUGGGUCCAUGAAACCCGAUGGCACAGAUAGAAAGAUCAUCAUAUCGGGAGAUAUUGGGAAUCCAUACAGUUUGGACCUCUUUGAGGGCCACGUGUACUGGACAACAAAGGAGAAAGGGGAAGUGUGGAGGACAAAUAAAUUUGGAAAAGGAAACAAAGUCAAAGUGUUAACCAUCAACCCAUGGCUGACUCAGGUUCGCAUUUACCAGGAGCACCGGCACAACCACUCAGUGCCCAACCCUUGCAAGAAUGUGUGCAGUCACCUGUGCCUCCUCCGGCCCGGUGGUUACACGUGUGCCUGCCCCCAAGGUUCCUCAGCACUGGAUUUCGACUCGGGUGAAUGCGAUGCAGCCAUUGAGGCGCCUGUUGCGAUGCCUCUUGCAUGCAGAUGCAUGAAUGGUGGCACUUGCUACACCGACGAAGCGGGUCUGCCCAAGUGCAAAUGUCCUUACGGUUAUUUGGGCAGCUACUGCGAAAUGGGCAAGUCACGAAGCGCUCCAGCGGGAACAGCUGUGGCAGUUCUUCUCGCAGCCAUCAUCAUCAUUAUUACCGGCGCCUUGGCAGUCGGGGUCUUCCUCAACUACAAACGAACCGGAUCCUGCCUCCCCUCUCUGCCCAAACUGCCCAGCCUCAGCAGUCUGGUGAAGUCUAGCGACACAGGCAACGGAGUGACCUUCCGCUCGGGCGAUAACGUGGAUCUCGGACCCACGCGCAUCGGAGUGUCGUUCAUCGAUACCGCCUUGCAGAUGGAUGAUCGUUUUGCCGUGGAAGUGGCGAGGCAUCCCGUCACCUUUGAGAAUCCGUUAUAUGCCAACGCGGCCGCCAUGGCGGCGGACCCGGCUGUCAUUCACGCCUCGCAGGUGACUGUUAACGUGAGUGGCGAGAAAUUACAAAACAACUUUGCGAACCCGGUCUAUCACGCUGAGCAGAGCGCAGGCCUUGUUCACACCUCGUCUGUUGGGACCAAACCUGUUGAGGAGUCAACAUGGAGCCUAUUGAAGCGUCGACUGAAGCCCAGCAGCGCUUUUGAAACCCAGUCCUACUCCAAGAUGAAGGACGACAAGUCUGAAGGAAGCAGAGGAAGAGGAGGAGACGACGCCCCACCCCCCAAACCUCAGAGGAGGGACCAUCAUCAUCAUCACCAUCAUCAUCCGAGCGCCUUUUCACCGACCGAGGACAGUUUCAAAGACACGGCCACUCUGGUUAAAGAGGACAUUGACGUAUAACCGCACCCUCACUGACGAGGGAAAAUCACACUUUGCACAGAAUUUAUUUUUUUAUGCAGCCUGUGGGGGGAAAAAAACCAACUCAAAUUGUUAUAUUCUAAGAGAUAUUAAGUAUAGUGCUGCCUUGAGAUAUAAUGAGUGACCCAGAUACAUUUUUUCAGAUUUAUUUUCUGUCUUAAGAGAGUGGUCACGCAACGGAUUGUAUCUCGAGGCACGGCUGUACAUUUCGGAGAAGAAAGUCUAUGCCUUGUGACAUUACGUAUGCCAAUUCUCGUUUUUUUUCCUUUAUUCUGAUGUACGAUACGUAUAUCUUUGCACUGACGCUGCUGAUAAAGACGUAGAUGAAAUUUUGUUGUAUAUUUGUAAAUUUCAACGAGAAGAUUUUGAAAUAGCCCGUGUGGGUAGUUGUGCAUUUAUACGCGUCCAGGAGAGGAAACAAAGCUUGAUGAUUUUCUGCCUUUGCCAUAAGAUAAAUAUAUAAUCGAUACCGUAUAAUCCCUUCAGGGAAUGAAUUGCAGUCCAAACACGUGAGCAAUAUAAUGCCAUUUUCUGAAUCAAAACUUUUUUUUUUUUACUCUUAUGUGAUCCCUGACUUUGUGACUUUUAAUCACUGUGAUUAUGUCUUUUUAUAUCAGCACUGAUGAUGGGGAAUAACAGACCGAAUACUUGAACAUGCUUGUGCACGGAUGUUAAUUUAUGUGGAUGAGCCACGCAUGCCCUCAGAAUGCAGAUGAGUCAUUUUGUAUCCACCAUCUUAAAUGAUUACAAAUAAAACCUGCUUUUUCUGA